AUGUGACCCGGAAUUAUCCCCGCUUUACGGAACUCCUCCUUCCGGGCAGCCAUUCAUCAUCCUUUCACUCUUCGAUCUUAUUUCCGUCAAACAACAUUCGUCAUUAAUCGGUUUACCCAACCGCUAUCCGCUAAAAUGGAAAUCCCCCAAGCCAAUGACGAUAUAUCACCAGCAUUUCAUCCCCUCGCGGUCGGGGAACCAGAUGAGCAGUCCCAACCGCCCCAGGAAGUCUCCGCCGUGCUAUCUUUGCUUUCCGAUGCUGGGAUACAUCAUUGCUUCAUCCAACAAUAUGCACAAAUAUAUUACGGAUCCUCGAUCGUUCAGCAUGACCGAGUUCUAUGCAUCCAAGAUGAACAAUUCGAACAAGCGGUAGAAACAUUAACCUCGCACAGCGACAUUCUCAGCCCAUGUGGCCCGAAUCCUCUCCGAUCACCAUCGCAACUAAACCACAAAUAUCCUCGGUUCAAGGCCAUCGGAUGGGCGACUUUCUGGCUCCUCGUACCGGGAGAGUACUGCCACCUCGACGUUAAGCCAGAAAACAUAGAAUUCAGUAAAGGCGGCCUCCCAUACCCCAAGCUCGCAGUAUAUGUGCAAAGUGCGAUCGACUCGAGGGAUGACGGGUUAUUGCAAGAAUUGAUUGACGGGAUGGAUCUCACCGAGGAAUGGGGCGAAGAAGCACUCGAUCUCGGCGGACAGACGGAUACUAAAUGGCUAGAAGAUCGCUUCCAGGCUUUUGUAGGCGACGGGGUGGACCCGAUGUUCAUAUGGAUAGACACCACCCCCGUUUCUCGAAGGAAGAUCUGGACGGAAAUGGUGCGGAACAAGCAGAAGCGUCUGGGAUGGAAGUAUCCCCCGGAGAUAUAUGCCACUCGGUAUCGAAAACAUGGAGCCAAGGAUCCACGGAGUGUUUAUAGACCUGGAGUGUAACGAUAACGAUACCAACUGUUUCCAAAUUACAAU
Molecule: messenger RNA, 960 nt
Organism: Aspergillus sclerotioniger CBS 115572
Lineage: Eukaryota; Fungi; Ascomycota; Eurotiomycetes; Eurotiales; Aspergillaceae
Exons: 3
Coding region: 136-927 (263 amino acids)
Source: RefSeq, a predicted model, not a curated record